Molossus molossus (Pallas's mastiff bat) is the source of this 3785-nucleotide messenger RNA. RefSeq names its product caprin family member 2 (gene CAPRIN2). NCBI's taxonomy places the organism in Eukaryota, Metazoa, Chordata, Mammalia, Chiroptera, Molossidae. Bases 181 to 2892 code for a protein of 903 amino acids. Gene Ontology annotation, cellular component: cytoplasm. Gene Ontology annotation, molecular function: signaling receptor binding. Gene Ontology annotation, biological process: positive regulation of canonical Wnt signaling pathway. The record is from RefSeq and is a predicted model, not a curated record. The transcript has 19 exons.
CCCGGCCGCAGACACCCCAGCGAGGCCCGGGAGCGAGAGGAGGGGCCCGGGAGGAGACGCCGGGCGGGGUGGCGCCGGUCCACUUACGGAGCUCUCCUGGCUCCCGCCCGCGUUCGAAGGCGGGGCCGGGCUGCGGCAGCCGCAGCGGUCUCGGCGGCCUGCGGAGGAUCAACUGUUUCAAUGGUGCAGCUCUCUUCAUCUUCUUCUGGUUAUCAGUCACCUUCAGGCCAUUCAGAGGAAGGAAGAGAGGGGAAUAUGAAGUCAGCCAAGCCCCAAGAAAACCACAGUCAUGGGGAAAACCAGCGGGCCAUGAGCCCCUUGCAGUCUCCUCUCAGGUCCGCUUCCUCUCCUUCUCAAGCGUAUGAGACCUAUAUUGAUAAUGGACUCAUAUGCCUUAAACACAAAAUUAGAAACAUCGAAAAAAAGAAGCUCAAAUUGGAAGAUUACAGGGAUCGCCUGAAAAAUGGAGAGCAACUUAAUCCAGACCAAUUGGAAGCAGUAGAGAAAUAUGAAGAAGUGCUACAUAACUUAGAAUUUGCCAAGGAGCUUCAGAAAACCUUCUCAGGACUGAGCCAAGAUCUACUUAAAACUCAGAAGAAGGCUCAGAGAAGGGAGCACAUGCUAAAACUUGAGGCCGAGAAGAAAAAACUUUGCACCAUCCUUCAAGUUCAGUAUGUAUUACAGAACUUGGCGCAGCAACAUGUACAGAAAGACUUGAAGGAGGGCUUGAAUGGUGCAGUGUAUUUGCCUUUAAAAGAACUUGACUACCUCAUUAAGUUUUCAAAACUGACCUGCCCUGAAAGAAACGAAAGUCUGAGUGUUGAAGACCAGAUGGAGCAGUCAUCCUUGUACUUUUGGGACCUUUUGGAAGGUAGUGAGAAAGCAGUGGUUGGAACAACAUUCAAACAUAUGAAAGAUCUACUGUCUAAAUUGCUGAACUCAGGCUAUUUUGAAAGUAUCCCAGUUCCAAGAAAUGCUCAGGAAAAAGAAGUAUCACUGGAGGAAGAAAUGCUAGUAAAAUCAGAGAAGAAAAGACAGUCAUUAAAGACUGAACCUGUCAAAGACUCAGAAUCUCGUACAGAAUUUACCCAGCUUGAGAUACACCCACAAGAGUUUCUUAAUAGACGCUACAUAACAGAAGUAGAUUAUUCAAGCAAACAGAAUGAAGAGCCAUCUUGGGAAGCAGAUUAUGCUAGAAAACCAAAUCUCCCCAAAUAUUGGGAUCUACUUACUGAACCAGAUGGUGAGGAGAAGAAACAGGAAUCUUUCAAGUCCUGGGAGUCUUCUCUUAAGCAACAUGAGCUGGCAAAGCCUGCAGUUUCCUCAGAACAGAGGAAACAAGAGAUUGCAAAGGUCAGGUCCACUCUGCAGGAAGAACCCAAGAAGCAGGAUGUCUCCAAAGCCAAGCUAACUCCUGGCCAAUGGAAGCAAGAAACUCCUAAAUCCAAAGCCAGAUACAUUCAAGAGGAACGGAAGAAGCAGGAGACAUCACAGCCUUGGCCAGCUCAGCUGCAGAAGAAGGAACAGGAUCCAAAGGAGCAAACUGCAAAGUCUUGGGCACCUUCUCUGCAGAGUGAACAGCACAUCAACAAGCCAUGGACUGCUCCUGCGUGUGAAGAACAGGAUUCAGGACAGCCAGAGACUCCUAAAUCCUGGGAAAACGACGUUGAGAAUCAAAAACGUUCUUUAACGCCACAAUCACGGGGUUCUCCAAAGUCCUGGGAGGUAGCUGCAGGAAGCCUCAUACCAAAUGACCAGCUUCUGCCCGGGAAGUUUAAUGCAGAACCCAAAGAUGUGCCUAAACCUAUGCAUAAGCCUGUAGGUUCUUCCUCUACACUUCCAAAGGAUCCAGUAUUGAGGAAAGAAAAACUGCAGGAUCUGAUGACCCAGAUUCAAGGAACCUGUAACUUUAUGCAAGAAUCUAUUCUGGAUUUUGACACACCUUCAAGUGCAAUUCCAUCGUCACAGCCGCCUUCGGCUACUGCAGGCAGCCCAGUAGCAUCUACAGAACAAAAUCUAUCCAGUCAAAAUGAUUUUCUUCAAGAGUCAUUACAGGCUGCUUCAUCUCCAGUUACUUGUAGCUCAAAUGCUUGCUUGGUUACUACUGAUCAGACUUCUUCAGGAUCUGAAACAGAGUUUAUGACCUCAGAGACUCCUGAGGCAGCAGUUCCCCCAAGCAAGCAACCAUCUGCACUGGCUUCUCCAAACCCUCCCAUGUCAAAGGGCCCUGAACAGGGCUUCCAGUCACCUCCAGCAAGUAGUAGUUCAGUAACUAUUAGCACAACGCCCUUUCAAGCCAUGCAGACGGUAUUUAAUGUUAAUGCACCUCUGCCUCCACGGAAAGAACAAGAAAUAAAAGAAUCGCCCUAUUCACCUGGCUACAAUCAGAGUUUUACUACAGCAAGUACACAAACACCACUCCAGUGCCAACUGCCAGCUAUACACAUAGAACAAACUGUUCUUUCUCAGGAGACGGCAAGUUAUCCUGAUGGAACUAUUCACAUAAGCAAUGGCAGCCUUGCCCUUUACCCAGCACAGACGGGUGUGUUCCCCAGACCCUCUCAAGCAUCUGUCAGCAGCCGGGGGUCUGUUAGAGGAUGUGCUCGUGGCGGGAGAUUACUCACCAAUACGUAUCGGUCCUCUGGUGGUUAUAGAGGUUUUGAUACUUAUAGAGGACCUCCUUCAGUUUCCAAUGGAAAUUAUAGCCAGCCACAGUUCCAAGCUAGAGAGUAUCCUGGAACACCUUAUUCCCAAAGGGAUAACUUCCAGCAGUGUUACAAGCGAGGAGGGACAUCUGGUGGUCCUCGGGCAAAUUCAAGAGCUAACUGCUUCAUUAUGAGAAACUCACUGUUGCUAAUAAAACAGCAGGGUGGAGUGAUUCUUCUCAGGUGAGCAGCCCAGAAAGAGACAACGAAACCUUCAACAGUGGUGACUCUGGACAAGGAGACUCCCGUAGCAUGACCCCUGUGGAUGUGCCCGUGACAAAUCCAGCAGCCACCAUACUGCCAGUACAUGUGUACCCCCUGCCUCAGCAGAUGCGAGUUGCCUUUUCAGCAGCCAGAACCUCUAAUCUCGCCCCCGGGACUUUAGACCAACCUAUUGUGUUUGAUCUUCUUCUGAACAACUUGGGAGAAACGUUUGAUCUUCAACUUGGUAGAUUUAAUUGUCCAGUGAAUGGCACAUACGUUUUCAUUUUUCACAUGCUAAAGCUGGCGGUGAAUGUGCCACUGUACGUCAACCUCAUGAAGAAUGAAGAGGUUUUGGUAUCUGCCUAUGCCAAUGACGGUGCUCCAGACCACGAAACUGCUAGCAAUCACGCAGUUCUUCAACUCUUUCAGGGAGACCAGAUAUGGUUACGUUUGCACAGGGGAGCCAUUUAUGGAAGUAGUUGGAAAUAUUCUACAUUUUCAGGCUACCUUCUUUAUCAAGAUUGAAAGUCAAAGCAUAACUGACAGCAAAAGGAUGGUGUUGUAAUUAGUGGAAUUAAAGGAAAAGUAGUCCUUGACCUUGCAACUAAUUGGUUUAGGGAAGUGUUUUCAUUUCUAGAGGAAGGAGGAGGUCCUUAUUUUUGUUUCCCUCCCCAAGGUCAACAAUUUCAAGCUGAAUGACAAUUAGCACUAAUCUGGCACUUUAUAAAUUGUGAUGUAGCCUUGCUAGUGAAGCUGUGAAUGUAUAUUGUUUGCACUUAAUCCUUAACGUAUUAACGUUCAGCUUACUAAACUGACUGCCUCGAGUUCAGGCAGGCUAUAAUGCCUUGUUGUGCCUCAAUAAAAAAGUUACAUGCA